GCAACAGUUGCCCCGGUGAAGGCAAGGCGCCAUAGUCACGGUAGUCCUGGCGACAAGAGCCAAGCAACGGGACUCAACAACAACCCAAAUCUAAGGGGAAAAACUGAGGACCAAAAAGCCAAUACCGGGAAAAAUCAAAGAAUUAGUGCCUGAAAGCAUUGGUUGCCAUGGCAACUUCUGGAUACUCAGAAGACCUCCAGCCUCAGCAGACCAACGCAGUAACCAUAGCAACACCGGCUGCCACCACACCCUCAUCUGCCAAGACAGCAGCACACUUCCUGGCCGGACUACCACUAACCUCUGGUAGCAUUGCAUCAGCCAACCAAUCCGCCAUGGGCUCCAAAACUGGACAGGAUGCACUUUCUUCUCAAGUCCCACCCACCCAGGCCCAGAGCCAGAAGGCAACAGUUCUGACUGCUCCCACACAGCACUACAUAAACCCCGAGAUACAGCACACAGUGGCCCAAAAGAGUAAUGGUCAGAGCACUUCGCCCCAGUACAUCAUUGUGACAGUUACAGAGGGUUCUGCUCACUCCAAUGACAGUCUGUCAGACUCCAGCUCUCCAGUCCCAGGUGUGCCUACACAGGUGGUCCAGCCAGUACAGACAACCUCACAACAGAGGUCAGUGUUGCAGGCGGUCUCACAGGCUGGCAAGAGGAUCCAGUCAACACCCAUCAACAACCUACAGACCACGCAUAUCAACCAGGAGAAGGUGGAGCAGGUGUACUCGGGCCAGGUGCAGUAUGUGGACGGGGGAAGUGCUGACACAGCUUUCAACACAUCCGCUCUUCGGUCGGCUACCUACUCCUUUUCCGACUCGCCCCUCUACUCUCAGACCCCUCCCACAUCCUCCUCUAACUUCUACGAGGCCACGUCCAGCUCGGAGUCUGACAUCAGCGGAUCUGUGACCUCGCAGACGGUCUCUGUUGGAGCAGCAGGUGCUACGAGUGGGGGCACCUCUGCGGGAGGAGGAGGCUAUGUCAUUCAGGGGGCUUAUGUGUUAGGAGGAGGGGCAGGAACAGGAGCGGGACAGAGUUACUCCAGUCCAAAUUCACGUGCCCCACCAGCCACCGUGCAGUGGCUGUGUGACAACUACGAGGGGGCGGAGGGUGUGAGUCUACCUCGCUGCACCCUCUACUACCACUAUCUGCUGCACUGCCAGGAGCAGAAGCUAGAGCCAGUCAAUGCUGCCUCUUUUGGCAAACUCAUCAGGUCUGUCUUCAUGGGCCUCCGCACUAGAAGGCUCGGGACCCGCGGGAACUCAAAGUACCACUACUACGGUCUCAGGAUCAAAUCGGGUUCUCCUCUGCUGAGACUGAUGGAUGAACAGCAGCACAUGGCAAUGCGACAGCAGCCUUUCUCACAGAAAAACAGGAUAAAGCCAGUUCAGAAAACACAGGGCAUCACCAAUGGGACAUCUGGGGGGGUGGCCCAGCAGCAGGCAGCAGUGGUUUGCGAUAUUUCUGCCCAGGUACAACAGUACCAACAGUUCCUGGAAGCAUCACGGCCGCUGCCUGAGUUUGUUGACAUGCAUCUGCAAGAGCGCAGCUUGCCUGAUGGGAUCCUCCCCGAACACCUCAAGGCCUUUCAGGCACUCUACAGAGAACACUGCGAGGCCAUUCUGGAUGUGAUGGUUAACCUUCAGUUCACGCUGGUGGAGACACUAUGGAAGUCUUUCUGGAGGUUCAGCCAAGGUGGCGACCCAGAAUCUCUCAACUUGCACAAUGAGUCAGAGAAACGUCUGCCCAAGUCAUGCUUGGUGCUGCUGUGUAAGUUUGAGCCUGUGCUGCACUGGACUAGAGAGUGUGACAACCUGCUCUAUCAGACACUAGUGGAGAUCCUCAUCCCUGAUGUGCUCCGACCCAUCCCUAGUGCCUUAACUCAGGCUAUCCGUAAUUUUGCUAAGAGUCUGGAGAGCUGGCUGUCAGGCGCCAUGAUGAACAUCCCAGAAGAGAUGGUCCGCAUCAAGGUGGUGUGUGUGAGUUCCUUUUCCCAAACACUGCGUCGCUACACCAGCCUCAACCACCUGGCCCAGGCAGCCCGUGCUGUCCUCCAGAACUCCGCCCAGAUCAACCAGAUGCUCUCUGACCUCAACCGCGUUGACUUCACCAACGUUCAGGAGCAAGCAUCUUGGGUGUGUCAGUGUGAGGAUCGCAUUGUCCAGCGACUGGAACAAGACUUUAAAAUGACGCUGCAGCAGCAGAAUUCCUUGGAGCAGUGGGCCUCCUGGCUGGAUGGUGUUGUCUCUCAGGUCCUCAAACCUUAUGAGGCCAACCCGGUCGCUCUCCCGAAGGCUGCUAAAGUCUUUCUGCUCAACUGGUCCUUUUACAGCUCCAUGGUAAUACGAGACCUGACCUUGCGCAGUGCUGCCAGCUUCGGAUCCUUCCACCUGAUCCGCUUGCUGUAUGACGAGUACAUGUACUACCUGAUCGAGCACAGAGUGGCUCAGGCUAAAGGAGAGACUCCGAUUGCAGUCAUGGGAGAAUUUGCCAGCACCAUCAAGAGCCGAUCCACUCCUGACCUGGAGAAAGACGAGGAAGACGACGACGACGAUGAGGAGAGCGAGGAGGAGAGUGGAGAUCUGGUGCUGCAGUCCAACUCUUUGAGCAUUCUGGAGGAGAAGGAGCUCCUGGAGCCUCCUGCCAAGCAGCCCAGGACAACUUUAAAUCUGCAUAGUCUGACAGAGACGCACAACACGCCGCCUUAAGAGGAAUUCACACACGCACACACACACACGUUUUUGCGUUGACAUCAUCAAGUCAUCCCAUUCUGCAUCCUGCUGUCCUGUGUGGUCUUCUGAAUUUCCAAAAAGAUAGUUUGGUGUUGAGUGUUUGUCGAUUGUGAGUGCCCUUUAUGCCAAUGACGUAUUCUUUGCUUAUUGUGCUGCCAUUUUGUUUCUCUUCCUUCAAUCAUGUACAAUCCCUGUGCCUUCCCAGAGCAUUCGGUGGCCAGCCCUGCCCUAAUUUGACAAAUUUACUUGGUAUAGUAUCUAUGUUCGUGAGUCUCCCCUGCUCCGCCUUAACCACUGACCUGAUGUGGAGAAAUUGCUGUCAUAACUUGUAAAAUAUCACAUUGCCUUUUAAAGCAAUGUCUAUGCAGGGAUGUUUUCACAUCAGAAAUCAUAGAUUUUGUGGGCACAUUGAUGGGCAACUGGUUGUGGAUGCCAUAUUUUAUCAACUUCAUGUACGUUUUUUAUAAUUUGGCCAACUAACUUGAUACGCUGUGCCUUUUGAGAUUCCUAGCCUGAAGAAGCUUGUAUUCUAUAUAUUCUGUAUUGUUGGAUUAAUAAAUGGGGGUUCUGUGAA
Molecule: messenger RNA, 3306 nt
Organism: Dunckerocampus dactyliophorus (ringed pipefish)
Lineage: Eukaryota; Metazoa; Chordata; Actinopteri; Syngnathiformes; Syngnathidae
Gene: rfx1b
Product: regulatory factor X, 1b (influences HLA class II expression)
Exons: 18
Coding region: 168-2708 (846 amino acids)
Biological process (GO): regulation of transcription by RNA polymerase II
Cellular component (GO): nucleus
Molecular function (GO): DNA-binding transcription factor activity, RNA polymerase II-specific; RNA polymerase II cis-regulatory region sequence-specific DNA binding
Source: RefSeq, a predicted model, not a curated record